Molecule: messenger RNA, 1263 nt
Organism: Daldinia decipiens
Lineage: Eukaryota; Fungi; Ascomycota; Sordariomycetes; Xylariales; Hypoxylaceae
Exons: 1
Coding region: 358-954 (198 amino acids)
Biological process (GO): polyprenol catabolic process; dolichol-linked oligosaccharide biosynthetic process
Cellular component (GO): endoplasmic reticulum
Molecular function (GO): 3-oxo-5-alpha-steroid 4-dehydrogenase activity
Source: RefSeq, a predicted model, not a curated record
UGAAAAUCCUCCUAAAGGCCAGUUGUGGCGAUGUAACUUUUGCGCCUAUAAGGCUAUAGUGGGAUCAUGAUGAGUGCUUGAUUCAUGUAGCACCACCUAAAUAGCCCGUUUCCAAUAACCCUAUCUCACAAUAGUCUCAAGUAGCUGCCUGGUGAUAGAUUCCCCUGAAGUCUGAGCUAUAUAUUGCCUAAUCGCAUAUGCUACGAUAAGCCCAUGUGUGCAUUAAAGCAUAUCUGUCCGAAUUUACACUAAAUUGGAUUUGCAGAUUGGCGGUUAGUUCAUGACUUCAUCUUCUCAUCUUCUUUUUAUUCGAGGUGUCAGUUCACACAAGAGAAAACAAGGCUCCUUGAAUUGAAGAUGGCUAUACCGGACUUAGUCAAGCACUUUACUAGCAUAAGUCCAGCCGCAUAUUGUCAACUCUUCUACGUCCUCGCGGCCGCAGCGGUGUUAGGUAUUGCCGUGGCUCCCGAGUCCACACGACGCCUCCUGACUCAAUAUGGGGCUCGAUCUUCACCUACGGGCACAUCGGACAACAAGGAGGGAAGGCAGGCUCGCGACGGACCUCUCGUUAGUAUUCUUAGCUGGGCUACAUCUGUGGGUAAAGUACCUCAUUCAUGGUUUAUUCACUUCUAUAUUCUUUCCGUGUUCUGCUCCAUCUUCUGGGCUGUUCAAUUCCUUAGCCAUGGAAAGAUACUUGAGUUUGUAGUCAAUAACCAGACUCCGAGCGAGACAUGCUCAAUGUCGAUCAACCAAGUCGUCAUCAUGUGGGCUUUGAUGAGCUUGCAAGGUGCUAGACGUCUCUACGAAUGUGUGGCUAUUGUUCGCUCUUCGCCUUCUGAGAUGUGGAUUAUCCAUUGGUUGUUGGGUGUUGCCUAUUAUUUCUUCACGGGCAUUUCUAUUUGGAUACAUGGAUCUCGUAGGUACUAUGGCCAUGUUUCGUUUACAAUCUUCUAAAAAGUAAUGAUUAUAGGUUCAAUUCAGUCCUCCGAUAGAAGAACAUUCAGUAUUGAGAUACCAUCAUUCAAUACGGUCUUCGGGCUUAUCACGUUUUGGGCCUCAUGGCUCAUGCAAUACAGAUGCCACAGCUAUUUGUCUCGAUUGAAGAAAUAUUCACUUCCGGGGGACGGUUUAUUCCAGUACCUGGUGUGCCCGCAUUAUACGUGCGAAUGCGUAUUAUAUCUUUCUCUAGCAUUGAUAGCAGCACCCGUGGGCCAACUGUACAACAGGACGUUGAUAUGCACCCUGCUGUUUGUCGCAGUCAAU